GGAGCAGUGUGUAGUUUCUCCUUAAUCCGUAGCCUCUUCUAUCCUAUUUAAACAGCAAGUGUUCACACAUUUCCUUCAUUCUCCACCAAGAGAAGCAGCUGCCACCUACUAUAAAACUUUCUGUCUGAAUACCACAAAUACCGGUAAGUCUUGGAGAUUUACUGGGCAGAAGAGGAGAGAAACUACUUUAGAAUUUGGGGCAUAAGGGAGGGAGUGCUUUUGUGGACCUGUAGUCUUACUACCCCUUUAUAAUUAUAAAGCAUAUAAUCAUAAACUUUAAAGUGUUUAUUUCAGCAAUAACAGUACAAGUUAAAUGAAGUUUCUUUUAAUAAUCCAACAAUCAGACUACUAAAACAGACCAUGUAUUCCAGCAACAGACCUUGAAUCUAAAAAUGACAUUAAUGCAAAUUCAAACAGAAUCUCUCUCUGCACAACUGAGGCAAAAUCCCAGGGGGUUCCAGGAGGUGCUUCUUUGUGGACCUGUAGUCUAACUACUUCUUUAUAAUUAUUGGGAGCCAAUGAUAUUCCCUGUGUGAUAUUGAAGUGACAUGGAGCCUUCUGCAGUGAUGGAGGAAGGGGGCGAGCCCCCUCCCUGGGUGCCAUCUCUGAGGAGGUGUGACAAGAAGGCACCCUACGGGGGUCUCACCCUGCCACUCCCAGGCGCGCACCGCCAUCGUGCUGCCACUGACACGUGCGGACGAUCCUCUGCUCGUGGCUGCACCCUUCUCCGCCGUCCGUACAGCACUCGAGCGGUGCCACUGGCAAACCGACCAGUGGCGCAUGCGCGGCGCCGCUCAAGCGCCAUACAGUGUACCCUAACCCUUCACCACCGCUGCAGCCGCGAGCGAAGGUUCCCUCUGAUGACUCUGCAGCUGCGAGCAGAGGAUCCCACCGCCAUACAUACGAUGCGAACGCAUGUGUGGUAUGUAGCAGUGCACACAUGGUACGUAGCAGCACACGCACAUGCGCCAGCAGGCUGUUUGCCCCGCCCCCUGCCCUGGGUGCCUGUUCUCCUUCCUUCGCCACUGGCUUCCCUAAGGCUUUAGGGAUUGGUAUAUCUGGUCCCUCCAGCAACCAGAACUCAGUCUCCUCUAAAUGUCAUGAAACACCUUGCAGGAUGAGAUCAUGAUGUGAUCCAGAGGCAGAAUCCCCAUUCCUACCAGAUUCUGAACUCAUAUGCAACAUCUUGGGUUUGGAAGGGGCCCAUGGGUAUCUUUGAGAACGCAGAUGGGACUGGAAGGGGCCUCUGGGUAGGGGAAGGAUUCAGCAACAGAGAAGCUAGAACUCCCUGGAACAUUUCUUUUGUAAAUAGCUUAUCAAGUUUAUCUUAUAUUAGGAACAUCCAUCCCGACUUCCAGAUCUCUUUCAGAAUACAAUCCUAUACAAACUGAGGGUUUCUGAAUAGCAAUGAGUAGGGCUGCAUGAGUCACCAGAAGACAAUGGCUAUCUCAAUGCUUUGUGAUUAUUUAUUUCAUAAGGAAGUUUUUCAUUGUGUGGAAAUGUAUGUUCUUUUGCCUAUCACUGACUCUGCUGUCAGGCUAUUUUAAUAGGACCUCUUGAGCUCUAGAGUUAUGGCAACAGAAGAGGGAGAGAGGAAUAGCCACUUCUUUAGUGUCACGCAUAAUCUUAUAAACUUCUAUUAGGCCCUAUUUUUAUAUUCCUGAAUCCAAAACACCCAAAUGGUGGAGUUGAGUGGCUGAUCAGACUACCAGCCCUCCUUGUGCAGAGUGAGGAAGAGAUCCAAGAACACAGGAUGUAUACGUCACUCUAAGCGUUUUAUUUAAGCAAUAACAGUACAAGUUAAAUGAAGUUCCUUUUAAUAAUACAACAACCAUUCUACUAAAACAAACCACGUAUUCCAGCAGCUGAGUUUGAAUUUAAAAAUGACAUUCAUGCAUAUUCAAGAACACUUUCCUCUGCUGAGCUGUAGCAAGAUCCCAAGGUGUUCCAGGGACUCACCCAGUGCUCCUUUGGAGAAUUGAAGACAUGGUAGAGACUGUUGUAGCUUUAAGAAAUAUGAUUUAUACACAUAUUUAAACCUUCAGUCUGCAUGGAGGGGGUGCAGAUCUUACAGCAUGGCAAUCCCAAGCAGGGAUGCUCAUCUAGUCUUAACAAUCUGCACCUCCUGGACACGUUGGUGUUAGAAGGAACAAAUCAGACGCCACAAGAAAAUACGAGGAGGAAUAAAGAAUUGGGGAAUCUCUUCUCUUCCCCCACAGCCCCCAUAGAUGUGUCCUUCCAUCCUCUCCUAGCUCUGAACCUCAACAGUCUGGCACUACAGUACUAUUGCUGUAGAGCAUUAACUACCAAGGUUGAGGGUAGGCAAGUAAGUUUAUCUGCCCCUUCCAGUGCUGUAUGGGUGAAAGGAUGGUGUCAGUUUAUGCACACAAUGAGAGAAGCAGCUUCAGAUCUGAAUUUUGCUCCUCUUUCCAAGAUAUUCUGAGCUGUUAGGCAGUCUCUUCCCAUCACAGCUGAGAUAGGAAAUUAAUUCGAACAGCAGUUACCAGCAUGGCACUCAUGAGUGCCUGGGUGCCCUCGUAUGGUGCUCAUAAAAGGUGUCGGUAAAUAUCCCCUCAAAAUCAACUGGCUCAGCCUCUCCAUUUAAUGGGGCUUCAGUAUUGAAGGCCCACUCUCUCAUACGUUCUGAACAAGGAAGAGGUGCAAAGAGCUUCUCUUUUGAGCAAGCACAGCAGUGAUGGAUAUAGGUGUUUUAGCCACACUGAACCUUCAAACUAGCAUUGAUUUUCUGCAGAAUCUGGAUCUUUCCUUUCCCAAACGGCCAUUCCCUAAAAUCACAAGGCAAACUGCUUUUAAAACUGAUCAGCCUGUUAAACGCAAUUUAUAUUCCUUGGAAGGGGUGGGUGGGUCUCCUAUCAAAUGGAGAGAUAAAAAGAUAGAGAAAUAUGUCACGACAAGUAGAAGAUGUUUGGUUCGUCUUUCAAAGCACCUCACAAUUAAUUAGUAAUCAUUUACCUUUGGCAUCAUAUUUGGCACUGGCAGGUAUAUUGUGUUAAAGCACUGAGACUGUUUUCCAAGAGGUCAGCAAAUUCUAUUAAUUCUUUCAUUAUCAAAAAUAAUAUACAUUAAUAAUAAAGUAAUUACAAAGAGUAAAUAAAUGAUCAAUUUGUGAAAUCUUCUGAUCUAACUGAAUACAUUGCUUUCUUUUCCUAGAAUCAAGCACCAUGCCAGAGAUAGUCCCUAAGAACAAAGCCCCAGGGGUUGAUUUCUGUGGGGUAGAUGAAUAUUACUACAUUGUCCGCUCAGACCUGGGCUGCUACAUGAGGUCCACCAAUUUCCAUGAGGGCAAAGACCUUGAAGUGUUUAGCCUGCAUAGUUCCUGCACGGGAGGAGAUCACUAUUUAGCCCAUGAGGAUGACCUAUUCUACAUCAUCAAAGGAGACAACUAUCGCCGUGUCAGCAACAUGAAUAAAGACCUAGAUGCUAUAGUAUACAGCCUCCAUCCCAACUGCCGCGGAGGGGACCAUUACCUCUCAGCCUUUGGAUCCUUCUAUAUCAUUUUCCAGAAAAGAGGUGUUUACCGUCGGAUCACUAAUAUGCAUGAAGAUACAGAUGCAGUUGAAUACACACUUCACCCAGCUUGCAAGGAUGGUCUCUAUUACUGGGGCAUCAAGGAUUACUAUUACUUUGUAAAACCCCAUGAUGAAUGGGGGGUUCAGUACUAUAGAUGCACCAACUUCCACGAAAAUGUGGAUGCUGUUACAUACUCCUUCCAUAGAGAUGUUGUGAACAUGCUCCCUGGAGGAAUGGCUAUUAGCCGAGGCCCAGCUUAUGGUAAGUGGGAAGCUAUCAAGACCAUCUCCAAUGACUCCACCACUCCCAUUGUAUGGAAUAAGAAGAUCACUAAGAAAGUGGGAUACAACAAGCAGAAGAUGAGCAGUGUGGAACACAACUGGAACAUAUCCAUGACUGCCUCAUAUCAGGCAGGCGCGAUCACUGAGGCUAUUGCGAAGUACCAGUUCUCUCUCACUGCUGAGUAUGGUGGUAAGAGUGUCAACACAGAGCAGGAAGACUGGAAUGAAGCCACUGAGAUCGAAGAAGCUAUUAAUUUGACCCUGCAGCCCAAUGAGAAGAUGUACAUAUGGCAAUACCAGCUGGGUUUGGGCAAGGAAACGAUUUUGUUCUGUCGUGAUAUGAAAUUUUCAUGUGAUUCUACUCCACCUACAGAUAUUCCUUUGCCACCUUCCAAUAAGUGAAAAGAAAAGUGUUAGGCCAAAAGGAACCUUCAAAGGCUUCCUCUCUAUUAUAACAUUUAAUUGAUUACUAUGGGCUAAUAUUUAGACAAUCUAGAGCUCUCAUAAGGGGGAGUUAGCGGAGUAGGAUAUAAACAUGCAUAAACUAAACAUGAAGUGAGAUUAUUGAUUACAGUACUAGACAUAUUAUAUACUCUCAUAUGGACAUACACAUCCUGCUAGGCUACAGUUAGAAAAGCAUAUCCUAGUUUAUGCAUGAUGCAGGUGACCCAAGCUGAAUGCCUUUCAGAUAAGCUACUAUUUCCUGGUGCCUAUGAAUCCCUUUGCCAAAAUUGUGCCUUCAAAUUAAUUUGUACCUGCUGAACUCUGGAAUCUGUCCCACUGUUAUACAAAUCAAAUAAAAUGAAUAAUCAAUGGAUUAAAAA
Podarcis lilfordi (Lilford's wall lizard) is the source of this 4636-nucleotide messenger RNA. NCBI's taxonomy places the organism in Eukaryota, Metazoa, Chordata, Lepidosauria, Squamata, Lacertidae. The record is from the annotation of a GenBank genome assembly.